AUGGAAGAAGGCAUUACCAUCCUUUUCUGUGGUCCGAGAAACAUCUACAAUAAAUAUCACUACGCUGAAAGUGGGAUCCUCCUGGCUAGGGUUUCUGAUGUUUUCCAGUUCUUUCUUCCACUAGCUACAGUUUCUCUUCUCUUCUUUAACUGUGACCUAAGUGGUGAGUUUUGCUUUUCUCUUAGAUCAUUGGUCUAUGAUGAAGGCAUGAGCUCUUUUAACUUUCUCUCUGCUCAUAUUGGAUGGUUUAAUUUCAACCAUUCUGGGAGAUUGUGGACUUUAAUCGAGAUGGUGAGGGGAAAGGUUCAAAUGAAGAAAAUUGAGGAUGCAACAAGCCGUCAAGUUACCUUUUCAAAGCGUCGAAGUGGUCUUCUAAAGAAAGCUUAUGAGCUAUCCGUUCUUUGUGAUGCACAAGUAGCUGUCAUAGUCUUCUCCCAAAAUGGAAGGCUCUAUGAGUUCUCAAGUUCUGAGUACGUUUUCCUUCAUUUCUGCUUAAGAAUUAGUACUCCAUAG
Sphenostylis stenocarpa is the source of this 513-nucleotide messenger RNA. Lineage: Eukaryota; Viridiplantae; Streptophyta; Magnoliopsida; Fabales; Fabaceae. The record is from the annotation of a GenBank genome assembly.